AAAUGACAAGUUCGCCUGCAACUAUUUUACAAGCGUCACACAAAAAUUUCCAUGGCAUGAGCUUUGCUUUUGAAUAUUCCAAUCACUAACCUCUAGCUAAUAAUUGCCAUUUUUAAAAAACAAAAGGAAGGUGGUAGGCGUCUCGUCCUAAUUCGAUUUUCUUGUACUCUCAGUAACGGCUCUAUGAGGUGAGAAAGCUAGAAAAGUCGUCCAACGGGCAAACCAUAGCUUAGUCAAUCUCCACAUUUCAACGUUGGAUUGAUUCUGGCCAUUGUAAUGGUCUCCACGUCCACUCCCGCGUGAAAGUUGUCCUUCAACACGCCAUAUAAAAUCCCCUUCCUCACGAACCAGUCACGCGUUUCCUCUUUCUCAGCCAACGCACACGCACGCUCCAACUACCAACUGUCUCAAGAUGACCGUUUUGUCCUCCAACGACCGAAAAUACCGCCGGAGUCCCAGGAUCCCUCUCCUGCCUCAAAAGCACUACGACUACGAGCCUUUCGAGGUUGGCUUCUCCGGCGCUUCCUUCUCCGGCGCCGUUUUCAACCUAUCCACCACCAUCGUUGGUGCCGGCAUCAUGGCCCUUCCGUCCACUGUGAAGCAAUUGGGGCUAAUUCCAGGUAUUAUAAUGAUUGUAUUGGGAGCCAUGUUAACAGAGUCCUCCAUCGACAUGAUCCUAAGAUUCGGUAAAGCUUCCAAGUCCGCCACGUACUCCGGCGUCGUCGCCGACACGUUUGGUGGGCUCGGCCGGACCCUCACCCAAGUGUGCAUCGUCAUUAACAACCUCGGCAUGCUCAUCGUCUACAUGAUCAUAAUCGGUGAUGUGUUAGCCGGGACGUCGUCAGAUGGGGUCCGCCAUUCGGGUGUUAUGGAAAAAUGGCUGGGUCAGCAUUGCUUUACUUCACGUUCUGUCUUGCUGCUGCUAACCACGCUUCUUGUGUUCGCUCCUCUCAUUUCAUUCAAACGCGUUGAUUCAUUGAGAUACACAUCAGCAUUAUCGGUGGGGCUUGCUAUUGUAUUUGUGGCAAUCACUGCUGGAGUGGCAAUUGUUAAAUUAAUAGAAGGAAGUAUCAGAAUGCCACGUUUGGUGCCCGAACUCAAUGAUCAAGCAUCUUUCUGGAAGCUUUUUACAGUUAUACCUGUUUUAGUCACUGCUUACAUAUGCCACCACAACAUUCACCCUAUAGAGAAUGAACUGAAAGACCCCACCCAGAUGAAGUCAAUAGUGCGGACAUCCCUCACAUUAUGCUCAUCUGUCUAUAUUGCUACCAGCUUGUUUGGAGUUCUUCUUUUUGGUGACCAAACACUGGAUGAUGUACUUGCCAAUUUUGAUGGUGACCUUGGAAUUCCGUAUAGUUCACUGCUUGAUGAUGUGGUUAGAGUGAGCUAUGGCAUCCACUUGAUGCUUGUCUUCCCAAUUGUGUUUUUCUCCCUUCGCCUUAACCUGGAUGGUCUUCUCUUUCCAUAUGCCAUUCCCAUUGCAUAUGACAACAGGAGAUUCUUCUCAAUAACUGCAGCUUUAAUGGGAUUUAUCUUUGUGGGAGCCAAUUUUGUGCCUAACAUCUGGGAUGCUUUCCAGUUUACUGGAGCGACAGCUGCUAUCGCUGUUGGUUUCAUCUUUCCAGCGGCCAUUGCACUAAGGGACACCCACGGAAUUGCAACAAAAAAUGACAGAAUAAAAUCAUGGGUGAUGAUACUAUUGGCUGUCUCAUGUAGCACAGCGGCAAUAUGUAGUGAUAUAUACAGCAUUUUCAACUUUGAAAGUGAAAUUGGAAGCUGACCUGAGAGGGAGAACGAUAACUUGUCUUCCUAACAGAGCAAAUACAACCAAUAUAGGACGUCUAACUAUGAAAAGAGUUCCAGUUCAUCAUUUGAAUGUUGGGGCUUAUCAUUCUUAUACAUUGAAGCAGUCAAGUUUCAUCGUAGUGAUGUACUUGUCAGGAAAUGAACAAAACUCUUCAAUCUCUUUGCCUGCAUGUGGCUAAUUUAUGCUACCAGACUUACUUGGGAUCCAUUGAGAAAUUGCUCCAUCAAGCUGGACAUAGGCAAUUUGACAGUUGUAAACUUUAAAUGAAUUUCUGUUCCUCCACAGUUAAGCCUGUAAAGACCGCUUGGAUCAGCUACAUGUGGAUUAAAUUUGACAGUUGUUGGGCAAUUUAUGUUGGGAUAGCCAAGUCAAAUUUCAAUGAAAUAAAAAUUUCUCAACGUGAAGCUUA
This is a messenger RNA of Hevea brasiliensis (rubber tree), 2216 nucleotides long. RefSeq names its product amino acid transporter AVT6A. Lineage: Eukaryota; Viridiplantae; Streptophyta; Magnoliopsida; Malpighiales; Euphorbiaceae. The coding region runs from base 413 to 1780 and encodes 455 amino acids. The transcript is spliced from 5 exons. Gene Ontology annotation, biological process: amino acid transmembrane transport. The record is from RefSeq and is a predicted model, not a curated record. Gene Ontology annotation, molecular function: amino acid transmembrane transporter activity.